Saccharomyces paradoxus is the source of this 5148-nucleotide messenger RNA. It is a transcript of the gene FIG2, whose product is annotated as Fig2p. The transcript has a single exon. NCBI's taxonomy places the organism in Eukaryota, Fungi, Ascomycota, Saccharomycetes, Saccharomycetales, Saccharomycetaceae. Bases 1 to 5148 code for a protein of 1715 amino acids. The record is from RefSeq and is a predicted model, not a curated record.
AUGACUCCAAUGAACUCAUUUGCGUCUUUAGGUUUGAUAUAUUCAGUAAUGAACCUUUUAACAAGAGCAGAUGCUCAAAUUGUACUUUAUCAGAAUAGUUCUGCAUCACCUAUCUCUACUUCAGUGUCUAGCUCUCUAAUAGAUUUUUACGAUACCUCAUCCACUGACAACUUGCAGUAUUCAUCCUUCAAUUCGUACGUACAGCCUUCCAUAAACUCCUUUGCUCUAUCUAGCCCUUCAUCAAGUUUUGAAGUCCCCACCACAACUUCUUCCAGUUAUGCAAUUUCUUCCCUAUUCACAGCCUCCGAUACUUUCUCUUCAUACUUUGAUGUCUCUCAUGGAGGAGCAAGUUCAUCAAUAUCAAGGUCAGCUGCUUCAUCUGAGAUAUCCUCAUCCACUCUUUUCUUAACUGCACAACCUCAUAAGACAUCUCACUCUUCCUCUUCAUUGGAGCCAUCAGCCGCCGCUUCAUCUUCCGCUAGUGUACCUUUUUCAACUUCAUUGAUUGAUCCCUCUCAAAGUAGGACUUUAUUAAACUCAGCAAAAUCUAACACCCUUUCCUCAACCACAAAUUUUGCUUCCGCGGCGAUUGCAGGCUCAAUAUCUCCAAACGACUCGAAAAGUUUGGAGGCUACCGCUACUACAACACUAUCUGAUGUUCCUUCUUCUUCUUCAGACAAUUCUAAUCAGACCUCAUUGCCAAACCUAUCGGAACCACUGUCCAGUUUUUCAAGUGGCCUCACGUUCAGUUCAACUAUUCAAGCCACUCCCAAUGGCCUAGCGUCAAAGACUCAUUCAACUCUCGCUGAUACUGCAUCGUCAUUGCCACUAACAUUGAAAUUAUCCAGUAUGACAUCAACAAGUGACCCUGAUGCAAGCUCUUACAACUCUACGGGUACUUCCUCUAAAACAAGUGGUAACCCCGCCAUUUUUACUUUGGACUCAAUUGAUCCAUACAGUAGUUUGGUUCAAUCUUUAUCGUCAUUAUCAAUUGCUCCUUCUCUAUUUACAGCUACAAGUGAAUAUUCAUCCGUGCCAUCGGCGGAUUUGGAUCAAGCCUCAAAAAGAGAAACAGCUAAUUUCACUGCUUCUAUUACUUCUACACCACUUGGAGCAACUGUACCUACUUCACUGGUUGACUCGAUGAGUUCAGCCGGCUCUACGGCAUCUAGUUUUGGAGAAAUCUCAACCGCCAAUUUUAGUGUUGAAGGGAUCUCAACCUACGUUACUGUACCAACUGCAAGUGAAAGUUCGCAGAACCAAGAUUGGUCAAGCUCUACAUUACCGCUGUCCCAAACUACCUGGGUUGUAAUCAACUCAACUGAUACUCAAGGAUCCAUAACAUCAACUACUUCCCCAGCUUAUAUCUCUACGGCUACCAAAACUGUUGAUGGGGUAGUCACGGAAUAUGUUACAUGGUGUCCCUUAACAGAAACGAAAUCACAAACGGCUGAGAUUAGUUCGUCCAUGUCUAGCGUUCCACAAGCCUCUUCAUUCGGCAGUAGUUCCAUUUCAAGCUCCAAUUCCACCACUCUUGGUGCCUCGAACUACAUUACUGUAUCAACUGCAAGUGAAAGUUCGCAGAACCAAGAUUGGUCAAGCUCUACAUUACCGCUGUCCCAAACUACCUGGGUUGUAAUCAACUCAACUGAUACUCAAGGAUCCAUAACAUCAACUACUUCCCCAGCUUUUAUCUCUACGGCUACCAAAACUGUUGAUGGGGUAGUCACGGAAUAUGUUACAUGGUGUCCCUUAACAGAAACGAAAUUACAAACGGCUGAGAUUAGUUCGUUCACGAUUAGCGCCACAGAGACCUCUUGGUCAUCUUCAACAUUAGAGACAUCGACCUUGCAAUUGUCUGAUUCCAUAUUUACACAUUCAACAGCUUUUAAUGGCACUGAAACCAUAGACGGCCAUCGCAUGACUGAGACUAGUUCAGCCACAGAGCCCAUCUAUUUUAGUGGUACACAAGAUAGCCUUUAUUUGAGCGCCAGCGAAACUAAUCCUGUUUCUUCCUUUUCGUCCUAUCCAAUUUUUUCAUCUACAAGAAGCUCUACGACGAUUGGCCCUAACUCUACUGUUGCAUCUGGGUCGACUAGCAACCAUUUGUCUGCUAGUGUAUCUAACCCAACCAAAACGAGCCAAUAUACGAGCCCCAGUGAGAACACAUUUACUGCUUUUUCUUUUGAUUCCACGGAAACUGUCGCAGCCAUGUCUGAUACUCACAAAAGGUCGUCGUCCGAUAACUAUUCAUGGGCUACUACGCAAUUGAAGACCAGCGGAGCACAAACUUUUUUGCUUUCUACCGUUACAACAACGACGAACGGUGCCGUCACCGAAUACACAACGUGGUCCCCGGCAACUAGUGUUGCCUACACAACAUCUGUAUCUUAUAAAACAUUAGUUUUGACCACUGAAGUCUGCUCACAUUCUGAAUGUACCCCAACGGUUAUCACGAACGUUAUCACGACAAGCUCUACAAUUCCUGUUUUAUCCACUUCUAGCGCUAUAGUUUUAUCAUCUGCAGUAUCCAAAAGUACAGAGAAUUCCGCUGUUUCCGAAGCUACCACUAGCUCUCAGGUUUCCGCUACUUCUGGAAGUACUACUGUCAGCCAUUAUUCGGCCCCAUCCCAUGUUUCUACCGCUUCUGAAGCUACUACUAGCUCUCAUGUUUCCGUUGCUUCCGAAGAUACCACUAGCUCUCAGGUUUCCGCUACUUCUGGAAGUACUACUGUCAGCCAUUAUUCGGCCCCAUCCCAUGUUUCUACCGCUUCUGAAGCUACUACUAGCUCUCAUGUUUCCGUUGCUUCCGAAGAUACCACUAGCUCUCAGGUUUCCGCUACUUCUGGAAGUACUACUGUCAGCCAUUAUUCGGCCACAUCCCAUGUUUCUGCCGCUUCUGAAGCUACUACUAGCUCUCUUGGUACUAGAAAAUUUACCACUACUGGAAGCUCACUUUUACCAGCUUUGUCUACUGAAAUGAUAAAUACCACUGUACUUUCCAGAAAAACCCUCAUUAUCAGCACAGAAGUAUGUUCUCAUUCUAAAUGCAUACCAACAGUCAUUACAAACGUUGUUACUUCAAAGGUCACGCCUUCUAAUGGGCAUUCUUCUCAAACUCAACAAACAGAGGCUGUGGAGGUGACGCUGACAUCCCGUCAAACCGUAAUUUUGAGCACCGAAAUUUGCUCUGAUUCAAUUUGUACACCGACAACUGUUACCUCUGUGCAAAUGAGAAGUACUCCUUCUUUACCCCUGACCUCUUCAAUGUCAAGUUCCUCUUUAGCCCCUACCAAAAAAAGUUUUUUGGAAGCCUCUUCAGUAACGUUCACAUCUUCUGUCAGUACGCAAAGUUUGCCUUUGGCAGUCAUAAGUUCGGAAAAAAGCUCCCCCGUAUCUGCUUCUCAAUCAUUUAGUACUGCUUUAAAAAGCACAAAAGUGUCCACUUCUUCUGAUGUCACUUCAAAGAAUAAAAAGCCCGGUAGUCCUACUUCACUACACAAUUCCUCUUCAGGGUAUUCUAUCCCAUCUUCUUCUACAUCUCUCCAAUAUUCAUUAUCUACCGCUACUACAACAAUCAACGGUAUUGAGACUGUUUACACAACAUGGUGUCCAUUGACAGAAAAAUCGACUGUCGCUACUCCUACUCAAUCUUUUUGUAGUAGUGACAGAUGUGGUUCAUCGUCAAAAUCAUCCGCGUCUUUAUCUUCGGCUUCUAUUCAAUAUACAUUGUCUACUGCCACUACUACGAUAAGUGGGUUGAAGACUGUAUACACUACUUGGUGCCCAUUAACAAGUAAAUCAUCUGUAGUUGUUGCUACUCAAUCUGCUUGUAAUGGUGAAAAUUGUGGACAAAUUUCUUCAACCUCCAAAGUCGGUGCUAUUUCCUCUGCAUUGGAAAUAUCUACUUUUAUUCCUUCCGGCCCCUCAACUGCAUCUGAAUCAAAUUUUGGACAUUCGUUCAGUGCAGAUACAAAAUCCAUAUGCUCUGGUACUGAAUGUACGCAACUUGCGCCAAUGACAUCAUUUUCAUCUGCUUUUACGGUAGUAUUUCCUCCCUUUGCCUCUACAUCAUCAUCACCAUUGUCAACAACAGCAUCACCAACACUGACGUCAACACUUACUUCUAUCUCAUCAUUACCACCAUCUAGCUCUAUAUCAGCAUCUUCUUCGUCAUCAGCUUCCUCUUCAUCGACUUCUCUAUCAUCCCUCGCUGCUGCAUCAUCAACAUCCACAACAGCAACAAAAGCGUCAUCCUCCACUUUCAUAACGUCUUUUCUAUCAUUGCCCCCUACAUCAUCAUUGUCAUUAUCGCCAAUGUCGUCGUCUAUUUUCGUGAGUCAAUCGUCAUCGUCUAUUUUCGUGGGUCAAUUAUCAUCGUCAUCAUUACCAUUGUCGCCAUCUGCUUCUACAUCACCGAUCAUUGGCACAGUUCCUGUUUCGAACCCAACUACUUCCGUCACAACACAAACUUGUACGGAAUCACAAUGUAAACAGGAGGUAUCUACUGUCUGUACUAGAUCCGACUGUAAGGAAGUCACAUCGACUUCUACAUCCCUUCCAACCACGACCACUGAUGUUAUUACAUGUACUGAAUCCCAGUGCCAGGAAACCAAAUCUAGCAGUUGUGAGGGCCCCUCGUGUAAAGUAUCGGAAACGCAUGAAUCGAGUACUACAGUUUCUGCAUGUAGUGGAGAGGGUUGCGAGCCUUCCGCUACAAGCCAGCCACAUUCUCAAUACGCUACGGUGACGUCUGUGAUUGCUCCAAGUGCCAUAACGACAACAUCAGUGGAAGUACAUUCAACCGAAUCAACCGUAUCAAUUACUACGAUCAAGCCAAUAACAUAUACAUCGAGUGGUACCAAAGGAGAAUUGAUCACUAUAACAAGUUCCAGCCAAACUGUAAUUCCGUCAGUAACUACCAUAAUAACGAGAACAAGAGUGGCCAUCACUUCAACACCAAAGCCAACCACUAUGACGUAUGUCACACAACUACUUUCUUCAAGUGGAGUUACUAAUUCCCUUAUUGGUGCUGCAUCGUCAACUUGGAUUACCACGCCUGUUGUUAGUACAUACGCUGGUUCAGCGUCAAGAUCUCUCUUUAGUAAGUUCUUCCUGACAAUACUAAUGGUGGUCAGCUUCAUUUAA